AAUCUCUCUCUCUCUCUCACAGACACACACAUUUAGGAGGUAUAUAGUUUGGAAAGAUGUCAAGGCCAUUGGUACCAUUAACUGUUGGGAGAGUUGUAGGUGAAGUAGUGGAUAGUUUCACACCUAGUGUGAAAAUGAAUGUUACCUAUAACUCCAGCAAGCAAGUCUGUAAUGGUCAUGAGUUUAUGCCUUCUGCCAUUACUACAAGACCUCGAGUUGAGAUAGGUGGUGUGGACAUGAGGACUUUCUACACUCUUAUCAUGACAGACCCAGAUGCUCCAGGCCCUAGUGAUCCAUACCUAAGAGAGCAUCUUCACUGGAUUGUUACAGAUAUUCCUGGUACCACCUAUGCUUCAUUUGGUAAAGAAAUAAUGGAGUAUGAGAUUCCAAAGCCGAUGAUUGGUAUCCAUAGGUAUGUAUUCAUUUUGUUUAAACAGAAAGGAAGACAAACAGUUGAAGCACCUCCUUCAAGAGAUCGUUUCAAUACAAGAGAGUUCUCUGAAGCUAAUGGUUUAGGCCUUCCAGUUGCUGCAGUUUACUUCAAUGCACAGAGAGAAACAGCAGCAAGAAGAAGAUGAUGU
Messenger RNA from Telopea speciosissima, 581 nucleotides. RefSeq names its product CEN-like protein 1. Bases 57 to 578 code for a protein of 173 amino acids. The transcript is spliced from 3 exons. Lineage: Eukaryota; Viridiplantae; Streptophyta; Magnoliopsida; Proteales; Proteaceae. The record is from RefSeq and is a predicted model, not a curated record.